Molecule: messenger RNA, 1695 nt
Organism: Drosophila hydei
Lineage: Eukaryota; Metazoa; Arthropoda; Insecta; Diptera; Drosophilidae
Exons: 5
Coding region: 1-1695 (564 amino acids)
Source: RefSeq, a predicted model, not a curated record
AUGAGUGGCACCACACGCAGUGGGCUGGUGCCCACGCCGAAGCGGCAUAUCAAAUACAUGAGAAAGCGCAAGAAUCACCACGCCGACGAUUCGCGUAUGCCAUUGAAAUUUGAGGCUCAGCCGAUGCCGCUAUCGCUGCGUCCAUUUGGUGGGCUUUUUAAUCCAUUCGCCAAAGGCUGUUCCGUGCUAUGCAAUCAUCCCGCGCCGCCGGCUGUGAAGGAUGUCAUCAACCAGUUGAAAACAUCGCUGGCCAUUGAGGGCAAGUGUCCGGCGCAGGUGGCCAAGGAGAAGCCGCUGGAGCAGCAACUGCAGCCGCAUGAAGCGGACAAUAUACCCGAGGAUUUGUUUCGACGUUAUGCUGAAACGGACUCCAGGCCCAUGACACCGACGCCAACUGUGACCAGCAUCCAUACACGAACCAGCGCCGGAUCUUUCUAUCGGCGCUGCAUCACGCCGGAGUGGGGCAAGCAUGAGAAUAUUCAGCGCAAGAAGAUUAUAUUGGAUCUGCGACGCACGCACUCGCAAGAGACGCUCUACUGGAAGCCCAGCUCGGAGCUAACACAGAGCGGCAUCGAGGAGGGCAAGAAGCCAAAGAGUGCGGGCGCCAAUGAGGAUAAGAAGCGGGCCCAGCAGUCCACUGAGCAAAGACCCAAAUCUUCGCUCGGUACGGCGACUCUAGCACCGGGCGGUGAUCAACAUGCUGAACUGGAACAGAAGCCACACAAGAUCUGCAUCAAUGAGCACGACAUGAGCGACGACGAUGCGCGACGAGGCAAAAAGCGCAAAAGGCUGAAGCCAACGCAGGCCACGACAACAUUUCACUUAAGCGAGGAUCCCGAGACUCAGGUGGCUGCAUUGGGACCCGAUUCACUGAAUGCCAGCACUAGACCCAGUCUGAUACCCAACACGGCUGGCUUGCUGCCCAAGGAUCGACGUGAGCUGGAGCGAGAGCCCAUUUUGCUGAAGGGCAGUUUCCUAACCGAUGAGGCCUUUCAGGCGCUCAAAACGGAUCUGACUGUAGAUUUAAUUGAGAACACAUUUGGCAGAUAUCUAAAUCGUGCACUGCGCGAGGCCAUCAAGUAUAUACCAAAGCCUGUGCAUAAGCCAGUAGAGGAAGUGGACAAAACAACUGCGAAUCUGAACUCCAAAAUGCCACGCAAAUUCUCGAAAUCCGCCACGAGAUUCGAUGUACCCAUGGAUCUAUCCAUGCUAAAGAACAUGACGCCUUGGGAUUAUCUAAGCAAAUAUGUUUGGGUCUCACAGCAACGCAAGCAGCUCUAUAAACGCGUUUUUCUCAAGUAUUUAAGCCGCUGCGAAGAACCGGAAGCGGAAACGGAUGAUGCGCUCCUUAUUGAGUACAAAGAGCGCACAAUGGUCUGGCGUAGCCUGCCGCAGGCCCUGGAGGAUGUUUUAGAGUUUCAUGGAAAUGAGCAAAAUGUUCAAAAUACACUCAUGCAUUUGGGCUACAAGUCGGAUGGCAAUGGAGUUUUGGAUUUUCGCGCCUGGUGCGGCAUUGUUUCAUUUGCCGAGCGUUUGACUCUAUCGAAUCCUGCGUGCAGUGAUGAUGAUUCAUGCGAUGAACUAGAAAAGGCUGACUUCAAUAGCAUGGAACAGAUAAUUGACCAGUUUGAAGUGCCCGAUAGCCUACAGAAAAUCUUCAAAAUAAUUCGUAUAACACACAAAAUAAAGCAUUAA